This is a messenger RNA of Rhodamnia argentea, 1699 nucleotides long. RefSeq lists its product as uncharacterized. Lineage: Eukaryota; Viridiplantae; Streptophyta; Magnoliopsida; Myrtales; Myrtaceae. The transcript has 17 exons. Bases 406 to 1443 code for a protein of 345 amino acids. The record is from RefSeq and is a predicted model, not a curated record.
GAGUUCUCUCUCCAAUUUCCGCAGUUGAAUUUGAUUUUCGGAAUGGACGAUUCGGAGCGAAGUUGAGAAGACGAUCGCGACGUUGUUCGCGCUUCCCAGGAAUCUCGAACGAGAGGUCUUCAAAUGCCGGGCUUGAUUGUUGGCUUCUCCGCCAGUUCGUGACGCGAUCCGGUGGGAAUUUGGACCUUUGCUUCGCGCCAGCAUGAUCGAGCCUUCGAAGCUUCUCCGUUCUCUGUCGCGCUUGCGCAUCGUGAUUACACGUGAGGACGCCUUGUGGUUGUUUCGCGAGCGAUUGGAGCUGCUUCUGUGGUCGUGCCGAGCACCAACUGCUACGCGCUCGAUAAUUCCAGCCACCUCGUUGAUUUCAGUAGCUGGAUUGGCCAUGAAUUUGAAUACGAUGGGAAGAUGGGGGAAGCGGACUUGGCAGUCAGGUUCUGCAAAGAUGUGGAGACUCGGUCCAAUUUGGGCUUUGUGGAUUUUGGCCGAUUUGAUAAGUUCAAUUACUUUACUGCUGGUUCGGGAGACGUCAAUUUUGUUCAACGCUUUUACAAUGGUGACCUGAGAAAUUGUGAAAAGAGCUAUGACAAAUUGGGACGGACAGCUCAGGUGAACAUAAUUUGCGGGAGUUGUUCAAAAAGCAAAUGCAAAGGUCAACUUGGAUGCAUAUGCGAUGUUACCUACGAGUCUCCGUGCAGAGUUCUUGUAGAACUUGCCAUGCCAUGCGAGAAACAGGGUCCUAGGGUGUUUGAGGGCUUUACUAUUGGUUUUCAUCCGCGGUCCUGGGAAAUUGUUUAUAAUGGCCUGACUCAGCCUGGUUUUGAGAAAUCUUACCCUGAUUUCAGUUUUAGGACAGAGCAGGCCCAUGUAGCCCUUUACAUGACUGCUAUCAGUUCCCACUCCAAUUUGGUGCAAAAACCUAUUGUCAAGGUUUUCCCAGAGAAAGGAUUGGAUGUCAAGUUAUCUGGAUCGGCAAUGACAGGCAGACAUCCCACAACUUUGUCUCCAACAACUCUAGUUUUGGACUGGAGAUGUGAGACACCCCGUGAUUCUCCUUACGAAGUUGGGAUCACAUUACCUGUGGAUGGUUAUGAACCUGUUCAUUUUACGCUUUCCAAAAUAUGUGAACAUAGGGAGGACAAAGGAGGAGAUGCUGUACAAGGAUGGGCUGUAUUUGGGAUUCUGUCUUGCAUAUGCAUUAUUUUAUCAACUUUCCUCUGCGUCGGAGGGCUUGUAUACAAGAUACAAGUGGAACGUCAGGGUGGGCUUGAUGCAUUACCUGGUAUAACCAUUCUAUCUGCUUGCCUGGAAACUGUGAGCGGUGGGAGGAGCGGCUAUUCGCGAGCUGAGGAAAUAAACAGUGCCUUCGCUAGUCAAGCCUCUUGGGAACAAGCACCAGAUUAUGCAGCAAAGAAAUCAAGUGGAAGGACAUACGGUUCGAUUUAACUGCAUGUACUGGGUCCGCGGAUUUGUACAUUGUGUGACCUGUUCUCUUAGGAACACAAAGGUAAAGCUUUGUCGUCACCUUUUCUCAUCACAGAACUCAAGCAUUAUGCCUUAAAGUUUGCAUCUCAAGUUAGUUCAAACUUUCUAUCUCUUCCAUUCCAUGUUCGUCGUAUUCAAAUGAUGCUCUUCCUGUAACAACAAGAUGCUAUGCUCUCCAAAUAAGAAGUUUAUGUGAUGGAUACACCAUUUGAAGUGA